GGUCACGCACGUUUUCCACAGCAUGUGCAUGUGAAGUUUGCCACAAGCAGCGAUGCAUGUGGAGAUGGGGGAGAUAUCAGAAAAAGAGCCGGUGCGUCCAAAGAUCACCGACGCAAAAGGUAUCCUUCAGCAGAACCGUGACUUCCUAGAUUUCUUCUGGGACAUUGCUAAACCUGAGCAGGAUACACGACUGAGGGCUGUCGAAAACCUCGUUAAGUAUCUGAAAAGUAGUGAGAAGUCGGAUGAGUUGGAGUACACCCUUAAGAGGCUGGUGGCUGGCCUAGCACACACCAGAGAGGCUUCACGACCUGGCUUCAGCUUGGCCCUUGGACAGGUCCUGAGUGUAUUUGAGGAGAUCCCCCUGCAGACUGUACUAGAUGACAUAAAAGAGAAACACAAUUUACAGAAAGUGAAAAAGAAACUAAUGAGAAAUGCCUUGUUUGGGAACUACUUUGGUGUCCUCGCCUUGUCUCAGUCCAGUCGCCUGUCUAAGGAACCACAGGUGGUGUUGGGGUGUAUCCAGCUCCUUCAGAGCCUCUCGGAGCGCAGGGAGCAUCUUAAGGACCUGCCCAGUAAGACCAUGGCGGACAUCCUCUCUGAGACCCCAGCGGAGGUGUUUGAGGAGGUGUUGAUAGGAACCCUGCAGAGUGACCUCUCGUCGGCCUUCAAAACCCCAGAACAGCUGCAGCUCCUCCUGGUGGCCAUGCAGCGUUUUCCCCAGUCUCUCAAACCCAAGAAACUUAAGAAGCUGCUGGGCACCGCCACCGUCAUCACUGCCGAGAGUGUCCCAAAGUUGACAGAUGUGCUAAAGAUGGCAGCCCACUCUGUAAAAAAGGAAUGCCUCCUCCCACCAGUAGCUCUGGACCUGCUAAAACAGUCUCUGCAAGAGGACAGCUUCCAGCUCUUCUGGACAAAAGCCAUCGUUGAUGGCAUGUUUACGGAGCACCCAGGACCAACGCAUUACCUUGGGUACCGUCUGCUGGGUAGAUCCCUGCCCUUGCUGACGUUGGACCAGUUGAAGGAGGCGCUGUCUAGUGAGGUUAUGAAGCACUAUGGGGAGCAUCUGGUCUCUGCUCAGAAACCAGGCCGCUUCAGAUUUGCACCAGAGAUGGACACAUACGUAUCAGACUUCCUCCAAAGCUGUGAGGACCCUGACAAGCAGCUGGCCGUGGUGUUGGGCUUCUCCAAGGUCACCAAUAAUGGCUACCCUGUGGUGCCCUCGGUGUGGAAAGUGGUGCGAUACCUGCAGCCUGUGGUGUUGCAGCAAUAUGUGGACUGGCUGAAGAACAUGUUCCUGCGGCCCCAGCUGGAGAACUGCAUGGAUUUCAGCUCACGUAGACAGAAAGCCAAACAGGAAGAAAAGGCACAGGAGGAAAACUACGUCUUCCGUCUUAGGAAGUGGAUCAUUGCCAGGCUCACCUCCAUCGUGGAGAAUCAACAGGUCAAGAAAGAUGAGCGUCUUGUCAAAGAUGUGGCCAGAUUUGUGUUUUUUCAUGCGUUCUUCAAAACCAAGAAGGUCACAUCAGACAUACCAGAGACCGAGGGUAAACUCUCUGUACCCCUGGACAACCAAACUAGAGUCAUCAUCAUCAACUCCUUCUUUGGGCUCCUCCAGCACGUGCACUACAUGCCAGUGCUUGAUGACAAGGCUGAGGUGGCUGCUCACAAUCAGAGGCGCACUUUGGGGAUAAUGACCGAUGGCACUAUGUGGAUCCACUGGCUGGUGCAGUACGCCCAAGCACUCCUCACCCAGCCAAAAAAUGUUCUGAGUGCUCAGCCUUUCAACCCUGAGCAGAAACAGGCCUGGGACAGCAUGCUCGAGUCAGUGGCCAGUCUUACGAAGAAAGCCAAGAAAGACCCCACCCCAGAAAUCAACGCAUUUCAACAGUUAUUCCUAUUGGUCGGGAUGCAAUUAUUCAAGGCCCCUGAGGAAGUGUUGGACAUAAUGAAGGAUCUCCAGAAUUGCAUAGAGAAAGCCGAAGAGAAGAAAUCCAAGAGUAAAAAGAAGAAAACGGUCAAAGAAGAAGAAGAGGAGCCCCACUGGGUAGAGGUGGUGGUUGACAUCCUGCUGUCCUUGCUGUCCCAGCCCAGCCGUCACAUCAGACAAGUCUGCAAAACUGUCUUCUCCUCCAUCUGUCCCCAUGUCACGGCAACAGCCCUCACUGCCAUCCUGGAUGUUUUAGACCCGAACAAGGAUGAGGAGGAAAGUGCUGUGGUGGUUACGGAUGACGACUAUGACAAAGCGGAGGAGGAACAGGAUGUGGAGAUGGAGGAGGGGGAGUCUGAUGGAUCAGACUCUGACUCUGAGCAGGAGGAUGAUGAUGAAGAAAUGGAGGAGGAUACAGAAGUUGAUCAGAACUUCCGUGUAGAGCUGAUGAAGGUUCUCCAGAAGCAGAAUGCUCUGGCCAUAGAGGAUGAUGGCAGUGAUGCUGAAGAUCUGGACGAUGAAACCAUGAUGAAGCUAGACAACAGCCUUUCGAUUCUUUUUGCAGAGCAAAAGAAAAAGACCCAGGCUAAGAAAGAUGAAAAGGCCAAACUGCUUAAAGAGAAGGUUUUGGUCCGAGAGUACAAGAUCAAGGUGUUGGAUCUUGUUGAGGUUUUUGUGGCCAAGCAGGCAGGAAGCCCUCUGAUACUGGGCUUGGUUGAGCCCCUCCUGACCAUCAUCGAGAAGGCCAUGAGUUCUGAGAGUGGUCAACAGGAGCAGGAUUUUCUCCGCAAGGCUGCAGACAUAUUCAGGAACCAACUAUGCAGGUCCAAGGUAUAUUGUAGGACAGCUGGCGAUAGGCAGGAAGAGCUCCAUGACCUUGUGGAAAAACUAAUGACUAAGGCUCAAAGACAGGCUGACUCAUCACUCUCACUCUACUUCUUCAGUGCAUCUCUGUACCUUGUCAAGGUACUUAGAGGAAGUGUUCCUGCAGCUGAACCUAAAGAGGAAAAGGCACAAGAUACACCUGCCCCAGAAGACUUGCGGUUCAUGGGGAAAGUGGACGUGGAGCGUGUCGCAGCCAUUUUCAGAGAGGCCAUGUGCUCUUUUAUGAACAAGAGGAACAGCCCUCUGACAGGACAGAUGUUCAAUGACUUAUUCACCAGGUUCCCUGUUCUUUGUGUCAACCUUGUGGACAUGGCUGUGCAAUACAUCACAACUGGGGUCAGAGAUCACCAACAGAGCCAGGCCUGCGUGCUAGUGCUGCGGGCACUACAGAGCAGAGAGGUGCAGCAGUUGUUGGCAGGUGCCCCAUGGGCAGAUCUCUGUCAGAAGACGGUGAACCAGUUGGCAGCAACUCUGAAUAAGCUUGGCAGUUGUGAAAGUAAGGCAGUCCAGGAAAAGGUGAUCAAAGUCUUGGAGCUCUGUCAAUUCCUCACCAAGCACAUUCACCAGCAAAAGUUGUCGUUGGACCUUGAAUCACUCAGGAUUGCACUGCAGUCCCUGACUGAAGUUUUCACGUUCAGAAAGACCGGACAGCUUGAGGACACAUACUGGACUGUCAUGAAACACUUCGGAGUCAUUAAGCCCAAAGUUGAAAAGAUUAAGAGUGUCGGCAAAGAGGAGGAGCAGCAAAAUAUCGCCAAAAAGGUGAAAGGCUUUCUACCAGAAACAAAAAAGAGGAAGAAUCGGAAGAAGAAGAAGGUUAUUCUAGAGGGAGCAGCAGAUGUCUACACCACUUCCAAUACAGACACCAAUACAAACAAACCAGAGGGAGAAAAAGGACUGGCCAAGAAAAAAAAGGACAAGAAGAAAAUGAAAAGAAAACGGUCAGAGGAAGGAGGGAACCCUUCACAACCCAGUCUGGCCAAGAAGACCAGGACUACAUCUGAGACCAUGCCAGCCAAGAAGAAGAAGAAAAAGAAACCGAAGAAACAGGGGGGAGGGAAUGAGUAAAUGGGACAUUGGUUUAAUGUGUGGCUGGCCAGAUGACUUAACAACUCUGGUAACAAGUGGACUGUUUUUAAGUUUCCUUCAAAGAGUUUUUUUUUUAUCAGUUGCUCGUGUUACACCUGCUCUAUACAGCUGGUCACUUCCUCUUUGCAGAGCCGAGCUAGCUCUUGUAACUCCUACCAUUUUUCAGUGAUUAUAAAUCUUCAGAGUGCCAAAAGCAUCAAAUCCGAAAUAUGUCAAUUUGUGAAAUCCAGCUUGUCUUGUUAAUGGCCAGCAGGGCGGUGGCAAUUUGAGCUGUCUCUAAAGUAAUGAAAUCUACUUUCAUCUUCAUAUAUCUUAUAAUUCAGUUAUCCUCUUUCAGUGUUGUAUUCUGUAAAUUGUGUUUUAUUCUGUACACAUAACAUCCAUUGCACAUCUGUCCGUCUUGGGAGAGAGAUCCCUCCUCUGUUGCUGUCCCUGAGGUUUCUUCCUAUUUUUUUCUCCGUUAAAGAGGUUUUUUAGGGAGUUGUUUCUUAUCUGAUGCGAGGGUAAGGGCCGGAUGUUGUAUUGCUGUAAAGCCCCCCUGAGGCAAAUUUGUAGUUUAUGAUAUUGGGCAAAUAAAAUUGAUUAAAAUCAAAUAAAAUUGACUUGACUUUAACUGAAGGUGCACUAAUGAAAUCCAUUGUAUUUAAUUUAUCCAGCGCAGAACUUGUAAGAAUCAAACAUGGCACAGUUUUGUUUGCUUACCUUGCUCGAGUGCUGCUCUGUAUCACUGUACUCAGUGCUGCCAUUAGUGGCUGGGGUUAUAAUGCAACAGCAAUAGGAGGUCAA
Lampris incognitus (smalleye Pacific opah) is the source of this 4687-nucleotide messenger RNA. It is a transcript of the gene mybbp1a, whose product is annotated as MYB binding protein (P160) 1a. Bases 53 to 3880 code for a protein of 1275 amino acids. Gene Ontology annotation, cellular component: nucleolus. The transcript has 27 exons. Gene Ontology annotation, biological process: regulation of DNA-templated transcription. Gene Ontology annotation, molecular function: RNA binding; sequence-specific DNA binding; transcription corepressor activity. Lineage: Eukaryota; Metazoa; Chordata; Actinopteri; Lampriformes; Lampridae. The record is from RefSeq and is a predicted model, not a curated record.